This is a messenger RNA of Chelmon rostratus (copperband butterflyfish), 4005 nucleotides long. Its product is annotated as glutamate receptor ionotropic, NMDA 3B-like. Gene Ontology annotation, molecular function: transmitter-gated monoatomic ion channel activity involved in regulation of postsynaptic membrane potential; NMDA glutamate receptor activity. Lineage: Eukaryota; Metazoa; Chordata; Actinopteri; Chaetodontiformes; Chaetodontidae. Gene Ontology annotation, biological process: modulation of chemical synaptic transmission; ionotropic glutamate receptor signaling pathway; synaptic transmission, glutamatergic. The record is from RefSeq and is a predicted model, not a curated record. The transcript has 12 exons. Gene Ontology annotation, cellular component: postsynaptic membrane; plasma membrane. Bases 1 to 4005 code for a protein of 1334 amino acids.
AUGGUGUCUCUCUCUGGACUCUGGACCUACUGCCUCGCCCCCGGGAGACCUCAUCUCCUCUUCCUCUCUGCCCGAACGCUCCUGCUACUUCUCCUCUUGACCGUCUUCUCCUCCCCGGAGCCCUGCUUCCCGCACCCGCAGCCUUGCCACAUCCUCGCCCGGAUAGGACACACCGUGCGCCUCGGCGCGCUCUUGCCGACCCGCCAGCCGGCACGGAUACAAAACGCGCUCAACCGCGCCCUGGCUAGCCUCCGGCACCAGAGCGGUGGGGCAGACUCCUCCACGACCACCUCCCAAACACCCCCCCUGCUGCCCUACAACCUGAGCCUGGAGAUGGUGGCUCGAUCGCCCGCGGGAGGGGACCCGGAGUCGCUGUCCCGUAGCGCCUGCCAGGACCUGGUGGUCAGAGGGGUAUCCGCUGUGCUUGCCUUCCCCCGCUCCAGGGAGGAGCUGAUCCAGGUGGAGUUCCUCUCGUCUUUCCUGGAAAUCCCCUUCAUCUCCAUUCUGGAGGACACGGAACCUCUUGUGACUAAGAACCGUUUCCACCUGCAGAUGUCGGCCCGUGUGCCUCCAUCCACCCUGGGCACCCUGCUGCUGGCGGUCCUGCAGGGCAAAGAAGGGGACAGGGGAAGCCGGGGGGAGGGGAGCUGGGGAGGAGCAGCGGUGGUCUGCCCCGGGUGGGAGGAAGGGGGCGACGGGUUGUUGUCUCACCUGCAGACCCACAGCGGCUCUACCUGGCAUUUGUGGGAUAUCAUCAACCUGACCCGCAUCUCCAGCGGCGAGGAUAGAAGAGGGGAGGCCAGCGAGGAGAGGAGGGAGGAUCAGAGGGAAGAGGAGGCUUUGAAGAUCCUCUCUACCCGUUUCCUGCGCUCCCCCUCUCCCAUCUCCUCUGUUCUCCUCCUGGGAUCUGACCCCGAGUGUGUCUCCUCCGUCCUGCGGGCCGCUCAGCGCCUUGCUCCAUCACUCCCAGCACUGCAGUGGAUCAUGGGAUAUCCCUUGUCUCCGGAUUCGCUCCACACUUUAGGGGGUCCCCUCGGACUGCUAGCCUACGGGGAGGUCGGCCGCAAGCCAAUCAGCUUCUACAUCCGGGAUGCUUUGCAGCUGAUCGGCCGUGCGGUCACUGCGGCGACCAUGGUGAGGCCGGACUUGGCACUGAUUCAGAACAUGGUGAAUUGUUACGACAAACCAAACCGGCAUGAGCUGCCCUCUUCAGGACAGUACCUGGCCAGGUUUCUCUCCAACACUACUUUCACCGGGGCCACGGGGCUGAUCCAGGUGGACGCUGGCCUCUCUCGGGUCUUCGCCUCCCAGCUGUUCCACGUGUGGAGCCUGAAGAGGGGCGCUCUUGGCCAGCCGGCCUGGGUGACUGUAGGCCAGUGGACCCGAGGCAGGCUGGAGUUAGAAGGGGGGGUGCUGGGACUGGUGGGAGGGUUCAGGAGCAGCCAGGGACAAGGGCUUGGAGCUGGGGUGAGGGGAGGGGACGGCCAGGGGGACAGUAACGUUGGAGGACGCUGGAGGCCGGGACUUUCUGUUGAGGGGCACCGCCUGAGGGUGGUGACGCUGGUGGAGCACCCGUUUGUCUUCACACGGGAGGUGGAUGAGGAUGGCUUGUGUCCAGCUGGUCAGCUCUGUCUGGACCCCAGAACCAACAGGUCUGACAUAAUCCAGGGCCUCUUCAACCAGCUGCACAACCCAAACGCAUCAACUACAGAAUGGGAGGGCACUGACCUGCCGGAGGACCUGAGGAAGUGCUGCUACGGCUACUGCAUCGACUUGUUGGAGAAGCUGGCAGAGGACAUGGGUUUCACCUUCGACCUUUAUAUUGUGGGAGACGGGAAGUACGGGGCACUGAGCGGGACGGGGCGCUGGACGGGGCUGGUCGGGGACCUGCUGAGCGGAACCGCUGACAUGGCUGUCACCUCCUUCUCCAUCAACUCUGCCAGGAGCAGAGUCAUCGAUUUCACGUCGCCCUUCUACUCCACCAGCCUGGGCAUUCUGGUUCGUAGCCGGGACACUGCAGCCCCCAUCGGCGCCUUCAUGUGGCCUCUCCACUGGUCCAUGUGGGUGGGGAUUUUUGUCACGCUGCAUCUCACCGCGCUCUUCCUCACCUUGUACGAAUGGAACAGCCCCUUCGGCAUGACGCCCCACGGCAGGAACAGGCUGCGUGUCUUCUCCUACUCCUCCGCCCUCAAUCUCUGCUACGCCAUACUGUUUGGACGCACUGUCGCCACCAAGACUCCAAAAUGCUGGACCGGGCGCUUCCUGAUGAACCUCUGGGCCAUCUUCUGCUUACUGGUGCUGUCCAGCUACACUGCCAACCUGGCCGCGGUCAUGGUCGGGGAGAAGACCUUCGAGCAGGUCUCGGGAAUCCACGACGACAAGCUGCACCAUCCCUCCCUGGGCUUCCGUUUCGGGACGGUGAGGGAGAGUAGCGCUGAGGAUUACAUGAAGAAGAGCUUCCCGGAGAUGCACGACUACAUGAGGCGCUUCAACCAGCCCACCACCCCAGAAGGUGUCCAUAUGUUAAAGACAGAUCCUCCUGCCCUGGACGCGUUCAUCAUGGACAAAGCCCUGCUGGACUUCGAGGUGUCCAUCGACGCAGACUGCAAACUGCUCACUGUUGGGAAGCCUUUCGCCAUUGAAGGCUACGGUAUCGGCCUGCCCCAGGGCUCUCCUCUAACCCGCAACGUGUCGGAGUUCGUGAGUCGCUACAAGUCUGACGGCUUCAUGGACACGCUACAUGACAAAUGGUAUAAGGUGGUGCCCUGCGGGAAGCGAGUCUUUGCGGUCACUGAGACGCUACAGAUGGGGAUCCAGCAUUUUUCAGGCCUCUUUGUGCUUCUGUGUAUGGGGGUGGGUGGGGCCCUGCUGACCUUGGCAGGUGAGCACACCUUCUAUCACCUGGUCAUCCCCCGCCUGCGGCGCACGCACACACUGCAGUACUGGCUGCACACCAGCCAGAAGAUCCACCGAGCCCUCCACACCACAUACGAGGACGUCAGGAAGGAGCUGACCGGCCUGGAUGAAAACCCCUCCUCUUGUAUCUCAGAGAACUGCACCCUGCACAGGAAACAGCAUCAGCCUCCUCCACCAUCUCCUCCAACUUCCCUCAACGCUUCCACCACAGCUGGAGACACCGGCAGCUCCUCACCGUCCCAUGAGCCCAAGGAGAAGCGUGUGCACUUUGACCUGGAGACCCUUCACAGUUACCGCCUGCGCACACACACGGCCUCGGUGCGCGGCCGGCCCGGCAUGGUCGGCCGCCCCGGGCUCGGGCUUGGAGGGUUGGGACUGGGCAACCUGGGGAGCUUUGCCUCGCCUCCGCAGAUAAGCCUCCAUGUCAACGGGGGACCCGUCUCGACACUGGCCUCCACAGGCUUGGUGCUCUCUCCCCUGGGAAGCAGGGCCGCUCAGACCAGCAUGUGGGAGGGGGAGCUCCAGGACCUGCAGGGGAAGAUCGAGACGUUCCGUACACAGCUGAGAGAGGCUCUGGCCAGGAGAGCAGAGAUCCAGAGCAGCCUGGAGAGAGAGCGGAGCGGACUCGUACGCAGGGACACCAGUCUGGAGCGGGAAAGGGACAGACAGAGGAUACAAACUAUUAACACGGACAGAAGUAGCUCCACUCAGCCCAAACUCCCUGAGAGAGACAGGACCAGCCAGCUGCAAACCCUGAACAAUCAACAGACAGGGAGGGCCAACCAAUCAGGCGGCCCUGUGACACUGGAGCAUGGGAGAAGCAGCCAAUUAAACACAGUUAACAGUUUGGACAGAGGGAGAGCCAACCAGCUACGCUCUGUGAAUACUUUAAUGAGAGAAAGGACUGUCCUGUCGCGCACUUCCACCAGUUUGGAGCGAAGUCGAGUCAACCAACCAGGUGCUGGAAACACAGCUGUCCAAUCACGGAACACUUCUAGCCUGGACAGACAGAAGGCUAACCUAUCAGGCACUCUGAACACUUUGGAGAGGACAAAAGCCAACCAAUCAAGCGUAGGCAGCGGGACUUGA